Cottoperca gobio is the source of this 1720-nucleotide messenger RNA. RefSeq names its product chemokine (C-C motif) receptor 6b (gene ccr6b). The record is from RefSeq and is a predicted model, not a curated record. Gene Ontology annotation, biological process: G protein-coupled receptor signaling pathway; cell chemotaxis; positive regulation of cytosolic calcium ion concentration. The transcript has 3 exons. Gene Ontology annotation, cellular component: external side of plasma membrane; membrane. NCBI's taxonomy places the organism in Eukaryota, Metazoa, Chordata, Actinopteri, Perciformes, Bovichtidae. Gene Ontology annotation, molecular function: C-C chemokine receptor activity; C-C chemokine binding. The coding region runs from base 405 to 1487 and encodes 360 amino acids.
AGAACACCUCUCCUCCUGCUUCUUCUUUGUGCUUGGAUUUCUUUCGUUUCAGCUUAAAGGACAACAGCCGCCUUCCCUUCUUCUCUUUAGGAGAAAUGGGUAAAACAUCACCGGCCAAUGUGCCAUUGUCUCCCGGGCUGAAGGGAUCGGGGCUCGUGGGUAAAGUCUCCGACUUGUCUCUGGGACUGGUAGGAGCUCCAUCUUUGAGCGAGGCGGACCGUUUCCGCUCCUUGCUUUCUUUAUCAGCGCACAUCAUUGUCUGACAUAAAGCCUCCACAUUGAACUGUCUAUCGAAGCAACUUUGACACCGGUGAAGCUCUGGAGCCCGGGAUAAUUAUUCUCUUUUGACUUCGUUGGACCCAGAGGAUCCUGAGAGAAAAUCAUCAUCCCGCACGAUCAAAAACAUGGAGUCUGUGACUGUGACUACAGUCUUCCCUGACUAUAGUUCAGAAAACUACCCAGAUGACGGGCUCUGCGACCUCGACCCAGACCCCAUGGAUGUCAUCACCCAGACGUACAUUCACUCCAUCAUCUGUGCCUUGGGCCUGAUCGGCAACACUCUUGUAAUCACCACCUACAUAUUCUACAAGAGAACCAAGACUAUGACGGACGUGUAUCUCUACAAUGUGGCCGUUGCAGACCUGAUCUUUGUGUUGGCUCUGCCAUUCAUCAUAUACAACGAGCAGCACAGUUGGUCAAUUGGCCCCGUGGCCUGCAAGAUACUGAGGUCAGCCUACAGUAUCAACCUCUACAGUGGCAUGCUCCUUCUUGCGUGCGUUAGUUGCGACCGCUACGUCGCUAUAGUCCAGGCUAGAAGAUCCUUCGGUGCUCGCUCACGCACUCUGAUCUACAGCCGCCUUAUCUGCUCAGCUAUUUGGCUGUUUGCUGUGGCUUUAACCCUGCCCACGCUGGUCUACACUGAGCUCUUUAUAGAGCAGAAUCUGGGGGAUGAGACCGUCUCCGUGAUGUGUCAACUGUCUUUCAGCAAGAAUGAGACGGCAAAGCUGAUGAAGGUGGUGGUUCCCAGCCUUCAGAUGGCCAUUGGCUUCCUGCUGCCUCUGAUCGUGAUGGUGUUCUGCUACUCCAGCAUCAUGUACACCUUGCUGAAAGCGCAGAGCAGCCAGAGGCACAAGGCUGUACGUGUGGUUUUGGCAGUUGUUGCGGUUUUCAUUGUGUGCCACCUUCCCUACAAUGUGGCUCUGCUGAUCCACACUCUGUCUCUUUUUAGGGAGAGGAGUUGUGAGGCGGAGAAGAUUAAACUCCAUGUUCUGGCCAUUUCCAGGAGCGCAGCCUACCUCCACUGCUGCCUCAACCCCAUCCUGUACGCGUUCAUCGGGGUGACGUUCAGGAACCACUUCUGGCAAAUAAUGUUGGACAUAUGGUGCUUUAGCAAAAAGUGCAUCUUUCAUGCUCGCUCCACACGCAGGACGUCCGAUAUCCGCAUGUCUUCAGAUGGCUCCAACAACUUGACAUCCUUCAGUGCAUGACACUGCAGUGUUGCAAAUCCUUCAAGAAAUAACGAAGAUCGAGCCGCCUCUCAUCUUUCCCAAGCUGGUGCCUUGCUGUACAUAAGUAGAGGUGUUCCUAUGUAUGAUGUUGAGCGAGUAAAAAAGAUAAGAAUCUAAAGAUUUCUUCUCUACAAAUGUUGUAGAACUAUAUACCCUAUUUUGUUAUAACGCUUUAAUAAAACAUGUAGUUUAUUGUUUAUCUGAUUGCAUUG